GUUGGUGUUGGCAUCAUGUUUAGCACGGACAUUGUGGGCCGAAUGGCCUGUUCUUGUGCAACACUGUUCUAUGUUCUAUAUUUUAUAUGUUUUAGCACACAGUACACUCCACUUACAAUGAUUUGCAAGUCCAAAUUUAAUUUCACCCAGCAACAAAUAAAGUGGAUUAAUGUAAAUACCUUUUCACUUCCGAUGAGGUAACUGGUGGACUUCUGUCAUCACAUGAUGAUGUCACACUGCUAGUUAGGCCUGGACAAAACAUACAGGGGCAAAAUAAAUGCCCACUCAGGACUUCUUAAUCUGGAGAUUUUAUAGAAAGUCUCCACAAACAACGAAGCAGAAGCAGAAGGAUUUACUCUGUGUUAAUGGCUAUCUUGUAAACUGGUAAAAGGAAUAUAGUGCAAAAAAUGUUCCUACCUUCAUUGACUGCCGUGUAAUUUGAGCCUGUAGGCGGCAGUGUUUCAUCAUGAACUGGUAGCAAAAGUUUCGAUGGCUGUUUUCAUGUGGUGUUCCCGAGAGUUGCAAUGAUCGCACAAUGAUUGUUUUGGAAUGAUCUAAAGAAAUGAAAGGAAAUAAUUCGGGAUCUUCUGAUGAAGCCCUUUAUAUCAGGUUUGUCACUGUGCUCCGUUGUUUUGGUCUUGAUGUUGAUCUCCAUGCAAUGCCCCAGGGAUCUGGAAGCGUUCCCGUUGCCGUCUCUGUCUGAUCUGUUCGCCAAGGCUGUGCACCGCGCACAGCUCCUGCACGUCGUUGCUGCAGAGACCUGCAAAGAUUUCGAACGAAAAUACAUCCCGGAAGAGCAGCGCCAUUCCCAUAAGAGUUCGCCUUCUGCUUUUUGUCAGUCUGAGACUAUCCCGGCGCCUACUGGCAAAGAAGACGCCCAACAACGAUCGGAUAAGGAGCUGCUGUUCUACUCGCAGCUUCUCAUUCAGUCUUGGCUCAAUCCAAUCCAGAACUGUCGGGCAUUCAGCACCGCGGACAGAGUCUAUGACAAAUUAACGAACCUAGAAGAAGGCAUCGAUGCUCUGAAGAAAGCUCUAGAAGAUGGAGGCUCUUCACAAGCUUUUACCUGGCUGACAUUUUCCUAUGACAGGUUCAAUGGAGACUUAAGUGAGGAAGCUUUGAUGAAAAACUAUGGCCUCCUGGCUUGUUUUAAGAAGGAUAUGCACAAAGUUGAAACCUACCUGAAAGUUAUGAAUUGCAAACGUUUUGCAGAGAGUAACUGUACUGUGUAGUGUAAGGUUAUAAACAAAAUCAGUGAGGAAAACUCAAAUAAAGACACACAAAAUGUUACAGAGCUUGUC
Molecule: messenger RNA, 1301 nt
Organism: Leucoraja erinaceus (little skate)
Lineage: Eukaryota; Metazoa; Chordata; Chondrichthyes; Rajiformes; Rajidae
Product: somatotropin
Exons: 7
Coding region: 591-1232 (213 amino acids)
Biological process (GO): positive regulation of growth; growth hormone receptor signaling pathway; animal organ development
Cellular component (GO): extracellular region
Molecular function (GO): hormone activity; growth hormone receptor binding
Source: RefSeq, a predicted model, not a curated record